Arachis stenosperma is the source of this 1017-nucleotide messenger RNA. RefSeq names its product cyclin-U1-1. Gene Ontology annotation, molecular function: protein kinase binding. The coding region runs from base 185 to 934 and encodes 249 amino acids. Lineage: Eukaryota; Viridiplantae; Streptophyta; Magnoliopsida; Fabales; Fabaceae. The record is from RefSeq and is a predicted model, not a curated record. Gene Ontology annotation, biological process: regulation of cyclin-dependent protein serine/threonine kinase activity. The transcript is spliced from 2 exons.
UCCUAACUUCCAAUCACAACCUUCUAAAGUUAGUUAGAGACAUAGCCACACACGUCAAUUAUCCAUAGAGAGAGUGGUUCCUCCAAGCCACAACUUGAAGAGUUGGAGUUAUCACCAUCCUAGUCUUUAGCCACUCAAAUAGCAACCAUAUGAACCCAUGAGCAAGUGAAUCUACAUGGCCUAAAUGUUAACAGGGGGCGAAUACACAAACCACGGCCGGCAGCUUCAGCCGGAGACAUGCCAGACCGAGCUAAACCUUCCCAGAGUACUAUGCGUCCUGUCUUCGACGUUAGAGAAGCUGGUGGCUCGAAACGAAAAGCUGGUGCAUGAACUGAGCCAGGAGGUAGAUGGCUCCAUAAGAAUAGGGAAGAGCUUGAAUGCGUUCCAUGGUGUAAGGGCCCCAAGCAUAAGCAUACCAAAGUACUUAGAGAGGAUAUACAAGUACACUAAUUGCAGCCCUUCUUGUUUUGUGGUUGGCUAUGUCUACAUUGAUAGGCUCACACACCUGCACCCUGAUUCUCUUGUCAUAUCCUUGAACAUCCACAGAUUGCUAGUUACCAGUGUCAUGAUUGCUUCCAAGAUGCUCGAUGAUGAGCAUUACAACAAUGCAGUAUAUGCAAGAGUAGGAGGAGUAAGCAAUGCAGAAUUAAACAAGCUUGAAUUGGAGCUACUCUUUCUCUUGGAUUUUGGAGUGAUGGUAAGCUCAAGAGUAUUUGAGAGCUAUUGCUUGCACUUGGAGAAAGAGAUGGUGGUCAAUGGCACUGGCCUCAUCAAGGUUGAAAGGGCAUUGGCAUCACCAAAGGCUAUGCUAAUGGAUGAACAUGACCAUAACCAUCUUAACCAUGAGCCUGAAAUAUUAGUUGAAGAUAACAACAACAGCAACCAAAGUUCUCCUCUACCUCAAAUUCUGGAUAGUGAACUCACUUUUUCUUAGCUAAUUUUUUGGUCUCAUGGUGUAAUAAUUAUUGGAUUAUUCAUCAUGGUUUGAAUACAACCGAGUUUAUAAUUUUUUUUUCU